AUGGAAGAAUUUCGGAAGACGUUCAAAGAAAAGAACCCUAAUAACAAGUCGGUCGCAGUGGUUACUAGAGAAGACAAGUGGAAAUCUUUGACGGAAGAAGAGAAAGCUCCAUACAUAGCCAAGGCAGCAAAGCUCAAAGCUGAUUACACCAAAACCAUGGCUGCAUACAACAAAGGCCAAUCUGGUGGAGGAGGAGGAAGUCGUGCUGUUGCCGCAGAUGAAGAAGAAGAAGAAGAAGAAGAAGAAGAAGGUGAGGAAUCUGACUAG
Zingiber officinale is the source of this 267-nucleotide messenger RNA. RefSeq names its product DNA-binding protein MNB1B-like. NCBI's taxonomy places the organism in Eukaryota, Viridiplantae, Streptophyta, Magnoliopsida, Zingiberales, Zingiberaceae. The transcript has 5 exons. The record is from RefSeq and is a predicted model, not a curated record. Bases 1 to 267 code for a protein of 88 amino acids.